This is a messenger RNA of Aphidius gifuensis, 608 nucleotides long. It is a transcript of the gene ND-B14.5B, whose product is annotated as NADH dehydrogenase [ubiquinone] 1 subunit C2. Bases 114 to 476 code for a protein of 120 amino acids. The transcript is spliced from 5 exons. The record is from RefSeq and is a predicted model, not a curated record. Gene Ontology annotation, cellular component: mitochondrial inner membrane. Lineage: Eukaryota; Metazoa; Arthropoda; Insecta; Hymenoptera; Braconidae. Gene Ontology annotation, biological process: mitochondrial electron transport, NADH to ubiquinone.
AUUAUACAAAAAAAAAAAUUUAUCAACUAAUAAAAAUUUCAAUUAUUGAAGGACUUUCAUCCUUAUUUCCUUGGUUUUAAGAGUAUUGAGGUUCGACUUGAACCUUUGCAACAAUGACUGAACAAGAGCAUGAUAUUUCAUGGGCAUUAAAACUUCUUGAACGUGAAGGUUCUUAUAAAGAAAAUAUUGUUGCUAAAUACUCUUCCCAUGCACUUUUUGGUGCAAUAGGAUUAUGUGCUCCAAUUGUUGCAAAUUUGAUAUACAGAAGGCCGAUAUGGGCAGGUAUUCACUUGCAUGUAUUAAUGGGGGCAGGUGGAAUUGGAGUUGGAGAACUUUUACAAAGACGUGAAAAUUAUGUUCUUGCUAAAAGAGAUGCAAUUUUACGUGACUAUAUAACUCGUCAUCCAGAAGAUUUUCCACCACCAAAGCGAGAAACGUAUAAUGAUGUUUUCCUUGAAUGGGUUCCAAUUCGUUAACAAUCGUCUUAGAUCAAAUAUUAAAUAUUAUUAUCACUUUUUUUUGUUUAGAAAAGAAAAAAACAAACAUAAUAUUUAUACUGUUAUGUACAUUAAUCAUAAAAUGAAUAGAAGAAAAAUUCUGUAUAAGAA